AUGGAAGUGCAACAGAAUAAGCAGCCCAAAACAACAGCGGUCAAGCGCAAAAUACUCACGGAUGUAGAAAGGGCCUUGCGACAAGUUCAAAAAUUUGUGGCAUCAACCAAUCAAAUACAAGAUGAGCACGCUCAUGAGCCACAAGUGAAGAAGCGGAAAAAAUCAGUUAAACGUAUAGCUAUCUCAGAGGUGAAUGAUGACGGAGCAGUAAUAAAUUGCAACUUGACAACAACAUCAAGUCAUAAACUGGAAGAAGAAAUAGAUUGCACCUACUGCAAUGCUCUGAGGUUUCAAUAUGAACCCCCAACAUUCUGUUGCGGAGGUGGCUGUAUCAGUUUAGCACCUAAUGAAGUGGCCGAUGACUUUUAUGAAUUAUUUGUGUCUGACUCAGAAGAUGCUAAGUUAUUCAGGAAAAAUAUACGCGCGUAUAAUAGCAUCUUUGCUUUUACAUCAUUUGGAGUUAAGCUCGACAAGGAAUUGGCAUCUUCCAGGAAAGGAGUUUACAGUUUCAAGGCACAAGGACAAAUAUAUCAUGAUCUACCAUCAUUAAUCCCAAACAAUGACAAACCACGGUACUUUCAACUAUACUUCUAUGAUACUGAUCAUGAAUUAGCCAAUAGAAUGUCGGUACUGGAAGAUGCAAACUUAUCAGAGGAGGUCAUGAUCAAAAUAAGAAACAUAAUGGAGAUGAAUCCAUAUGCAAAAUUCUUCUCACAGCUUAAAGAACAUACAAGCUUUCAAAAUUUGGAAAUACGCAUAGCGGCAAAUGCAUCAUUAGACCAAAGGGUGUAUAACAAACCAUCAGUGGAUCAGGUGGCAGCUAUUUGGGUAGACGGUAACAAUCCAAUUAUACCGUUCGAACGAGAUAUUGCAGUACAUGAACACUCAGGUUAUAAACAUCGAGUCAAACAUUAUUAUGGAUGUUAUGAUCCGCUUCAAGAUCCUCUAAUACUUCCUAAAGGAGAAGGAGGUUGGCAUCAAGGAAUACAAAAGUGUCGCAAGCCAAUCAAAAACAGUCAAAGAGCGGCGUUACCAAGUCACCAGAUAGGUAGAUCAUCAUUCACCAAUGCCGCAGAGAUGUUGGCCCAUGAAGAACAAGGUGUACGACGCGAAACAAAAGGUUCGAUUUCCUGCAGGGAGUACUACUGCUAUAAACUACAAGUCCGAACAAGUGACAAGUCCAUAUUGUUACUGUGCGGGAGAUUGUUGCAGCAGUUUGUUGUGGACAUAUACAUCAAAAUAGAAACAACAAAACUUGAAUAUUAUAGAUUAGAGAAAUCAAAUUAUCGAAGGGAGAUACUCGAAGGUAUUGUUGAUAGUGUUACGGCAGGCGAGAGUAGAGGGGACAAGGUAGGACAAAGGGUAUUACUGCCAGGAUCGUUCAUUGGAGGCCCCAGGGAUAUGCGACGAUGCUAUAUGGAUGCUAUGGCGUUGGUUCAAAAGUUUAGAAGACCAGACCUAUUCAUCACCAUGACAUGUAACCCAGAAUGGAUUGAGAUUCAACAAGCCUUGCUUCCAGGUCAAUUACCUCAAGACAGGCCAAAUUUGGUUACCAGAGUGUUUCGAGCAAAAUUGCAAGACUUGAAAGACCAAAUCUUCAAAAAAGAAAUAUUUGGAACGAUUGCAGCACAUGUUUUUGUGGUAGAAUUUCAGAAGAGAGGCCUACCACAUAUUCACCUCCUUCUAAUAUUUAAAGAAGGUAAUAAGAUACGAUCAGCAGACGAGUAUGAUAGAUACAUUUCAGCCGAAAUCCUGGAUAGUGACACACAUCCAGAAUUGAGUGCAUUAGUUGUAAGACAUAUGAUACAUGGACCUUGCGGCGAAAAACGAAAGACAAGCCCGUGUAUGAAGGAUGGACAAUGUAAAUUUCACUACCCACGAGCAUUCAACAACAAAACAAUACAAGAAAAGGAUGGAUAUCCAAUUUACAAAAGAAGAAAUGAUGGGAAAACAAGUGAGGUCCGGGAAAUGAAGAUGAAUAACCAAUGGGUUGUACCAUAUAAUCCAUAUUUGCUGAUGAGAUAUAAUUGUCACAUUAAUGUUGAGGCAGCCAAAGAAAGAGGGUUAUUAGAAUCAGAUAACAGCAUUUCAGAAUGUUUACGCGAGGCUGUCACCUUCAAGAUGCCCUCCGCCCUUCGAUGUUUGUUUGCAACAAUCUUGGCUCGUUGCAACCCAACAGAUGUCAGAUGUCUCUGGGACACAUAUUAUGGGGAUAUGUCCGAAGACUUUCAAAGGAGCCAUUCAAGAACAACAGACGCACCAAUCCAAUGUACCUUGAAAAGUAUUAACUAUUACUUGGAGAGUAUGGGGCAAAGUGUGGACAAAUAUGACAUCCCUCAGAUCAAACAACAACCACUUCAAACUGAACCACGUGAAUGUAGAGAAAUAAUUGAAGAAAUGUCUGUGAAAGUGCCAGCUGAAGAUGUUGUUGCUCAAUCAAAAUUGAAUCAAGAACAAGCGUAG
Messenger RNA from Solanum stenotomum, 2463 nucleotides. RefSeq lists its product as uncharacterized. The record is from RefSeq and is a predicted model, not a curated record. The coding region runs from base 1 to 2463 and encodes 820 amino acids. The transcript has 5 exons. NCBI's taxonomy places the organism in Eukaryota, Viridiplantae, Streptophyta, Magnoliopsida, Solanales, Solanaceae.